AUGUUCUCGCGGUUGCAGUCCGAUCUGCGCCUGGAUGACCUGGCCCACGACCACCUGGCGGCGCCCGCGCCGCCGCCCGAGAAGCGCACCUCCUGGCGCCGCGCGCUGCUGGUCAACAGCUGGGUGCUGCUGCUGGCUGCGGGCGUGCUGGUCAUCACGGUGGUUUCGUCCAGCCGCCUGCACGUCUCGGAGCCGCUGCAGCAUGCUCACGCCGUCAAUGGAGCGGAGCCUUACCUGCUGCCCAUCGCACCUGGCCCUAUACAGUACCUGUACGUGGUGUUUGUUGGCGCCCCCUGGUAUGGCGCAGGCUCCACCAGCAGCAGCAGCUACGGCCGCCGGCGCCUGUCUGCUUUUGAAAUCGCCACAUCGGCAGGAGCAGGGUGGGCGUCCGAGGCGCCGCCUGCGGCAAUGGCGCCCCUGCACCCCGUCGAGGCGGCAGCGCACCUCCGGCGCCUCAAGUCGCACCGCGUGCUCGCCGCCGCUGCGGUCGAGUCGGGCGAGGGCGAGGCGAGCUCGCCGGCGGUGAUGAUAACUCUCAUGCAGCGGGACCCCGCAGCCGCGGCCGCCGGCCCGGCGGCGGUGCUGUCGGUGGCCGCCCUGGCCGGCGCCGUGGUCAAGCCCACGCAGCUGGGCCUCGUUCCCGUCAGCCAGCCCCGCGCCUGCCGCCUCAAGCCCGGCGCGGCGUCGCGCUGCCUGCUGUCGUUCACCGGCGGCGACGUGGACGCCGCCACGUACGUGCCCGGGCGGGAGACCUUCCUCGUCUUCCAUCUAGAGCAACCCGGGCAGGUGGCUUUCGACAUACACGCCAAGGAGCUGGGCGGCCUUGGGCCCGCCAAGAACUGGAUCGCGCUGACAAUCCUGCUGCUGAUGCUGGCCGGCAUCGCGAGCGAGCGCGUGCACCGCAUGUGA
Molecule: messenger RNA, 909 nt
Organism: Monoraphidium neglectum
Lineage: Eukaryota; Viridiplantae; Chlorophyta; Chlorophyceae; Sphaeropleales; Selenastraceae
Exons: 4
Coding region: 1-909 (302 amino acids)
Source: RefSeq, a predicted model, not a curated record